Dioscorea cayenensis subsp. rotundata (Guinea yam) is the source of this 1154-nucleotide messenger RNA. Its product is annotated as caffeic acid 3-O-methyltransferase 2-like. The transcript is spliced from 4 exons. The record is from RefSeq and is a predicted model, not a curated record. Gene Ontology annotation, biological process: methylation. The coding region runs from base 102 to 1154 and encodes 350 amino acids. Gene Ontology annotation, molecular function: protein dimerization activity; S-adenosylmethionine-dependent methyltransferase activity; O-methyltransferase activity. Lineage: Eukaryota; Viridiplantae; Streptophyta; Magnoliopsida; Dioscoreales; Dioscoreaceae.
AGCACCAUAAUCCAAGACCAAACAACACAUCAUCUCUUAACUAACCACAAACUCUCACUUCUCUUGGGAAUAAACACAAACACCUCCCGUGCAAUACACCAAUGGAGGAAAUACUAGCAUUCUCCGACGCCAUGGACCUCGGAUGUGGCAUCGCGUUGCCGAUGAUGAUGAAGGCCAUGAUCGAGCUGGACGUGCUGGAGACCAUGGCAGCAGCUGGGUCCGGCGCUCUGCUCUCGCCGGAAGAGAUAGCGUCAAAGAUCCAAACCAGCAACCCUGAUGCCCACGAGGUGCUCGACAGAAUGCUUCGGUUCUUGGCCGCGCACAAAGUGAUGAUGUGCGACGAGAUGGACGGAGAGGAGGAUGGGAAGAGCAAGAGGCGCUAUGGACUGGGCCCGGUUUGCAAGUUCUUCACUAAGGAUGAGGAUGGAGUCUCUCUGGCUCCACUCUUGCUCAUACACCACUCCAAGUUCAUGGCGGAUACAUGGCCAAAUAUAAAGCAUGCAGUGUUAGACGGGAGUGUCCCAUUUGUGAAGACUCAUGGAAUGACAGUUUAUGAGCAUGAGAACAAAGACCCCCAUUUUAGUGAGCUGUUCAACGAAGCCAUGUUCAACCAGACCACCAUGUUCAUGAAAAAAAUGCUUGAAAACUACAAGGGAUUUGAAAGAAUUAAUGUGCUUGUGGAUGUGGGUGGUGGUCAUGGUGCCAUUCUUUCCAUCAUACUAUCCAAGCACCCCCACAUCAAAACCAUCAACUUUGAUUUAUGUCAUGUGGUCUCUAAAGCAAAACCCAUUCAAGGAAUAGAGUUUGUAGGGGGAGACAUGUUUGAAAGUGUUCCAACCGGUGAUGCCAUCCUUAUGAAGGAGAUACUUCAUAAUUGGAGUGAUGCAGAUUGUAUAAAAUUAUUGAAGAAUUGUUGGAAAGCAUUGCCAAACAACGGGAAGAUAAUUGUUGUAGAGCAAGUUAUUCCAGAAACCUCUCAAAAUGCUAAUGAAUUAAAGAAUGCUUUUCUUCUAGAUAUUAUUAUGUUGGCUUUCAGUGUUGGAGGGAAAGAAAGGUCUAAAAAGGAGUAUCAGUUUCUUGCCAAAGCCGGUGGCUUCUCAAGGUUAAAAAUCGUGUGUAAUAUCUAUGGCUUUUUCCGUCAUGGAAUUCUAUAA